Molecule: messenger RNA, 2726 nt
Organism: Drosophila ficusphila
Lineage: Eukaryota; Metazoa; Arthropoda; Insecta; Diptera; Drosophilidae
Exons: 2
Coding region: 494-1768 (424 amino acids)
Source: RefSeq, a predicted model, not a curated record
UUCGCUCUGUUCAAGUCAGCUGUUUCAGGUGAAAAUAAACUGUUACUCUUGAAUCCUUUAAAAGUCGUAAAAUCACAAAAGAUUUAUACAACAAUCAAACUAAUCAAACUAUGUAAUUUAUUAGCAAAAAGUUUAUUUUUAAAAUCGACAGCGAUUGUGCUUUUUGCGACAGUUGUAGCUGGGGCUUAGACACAGAAAUGCACUUAUAAAUAUAACUUUCCCGCGCAAGCGCCAAGUUUUUUGUAAACAUUACCGCCCAACCCAAAAUGCAACAACAGCAGCCCCCAAAAAACGCCAAUGAACGCAAAAUCAGCACAAGGACGUGCCAGCCAGCCAGGAAAAAUCAAUAACAACACAGCCGCGUAGCGACAAAGGCCGGAAGUGCAUUUUUUGCAUUACUGGGCGUUAAGUAACGGCGUAAAGAGGAAAAAAUCUCAACUCGAGGACAGUGAUGUAGAUAUUUUGCCAAGACAUUGUUGAAAAAACCCGGAAAAUGGUGGGCAAGGGUUCGAGCGGCUUAGGUGGAGACACAAGUACAGGAAGCAAGGAACGCCCUGUUUUUAUUCCGCCGCGGAAACGUCAACAAACCAAGUCGGAGGCAAAAAAGCAAAACUAUGUGGACCAUAUUGUCAGUGUGCAGCAAAAUCGACCCAAGCUGUCGCCCUCGAAUCCGGGUCUCGAGGAGGAGCUCCGCAAGACCAAGUUGAUCAUCAAGAACAAGCAGCCACUGCCACAGCUUCCCGGCGAACUGGGAGUUCCCAGUGCCCAUGACACUCUGGCAAGUACCCACUCGGCCAGUUCCACGCAACACAGUCAGAAGUCGGCCAGAUCGAACAGUAAUCUCAACGAGCUCCAAAACUUCGAGUCCAUAUCACAGGGCACCAAAUCCACAUCGCAGCGGCACGAGAGCAGCACGGUGACGCCCAGCAGCUGCUGCUAUUCGGAGAGCAGCCUGGAUGCCAAGUUGAGCAAGUCGCAGGAUUGCCUAAGCAACCGUUCGUCCUCGAAGAAGCGGGUUAACAUUCGAACAGCCGAUUUGCCCAGUCAGGGUCGCAAUCAGCGUCCCUCGCCGGAAAUAGCAAACUAUGAGGAUCUGGAGUCGGGGGAGACGAGUGUCCUGAACAACUACGACCAAAGUCUGGAGCGCGGCUACCAGGCGCGCAAGGAGGGCGGCAACUACCUGACCAUGACGGGCACCAUCAAACGCGGACGCAAGAAGGGCCAGUCGGUGGACCUCCAGAUCAACAUUAGUCGCGAGGAACUGGAGCAGCUGAAUGCCCAUGCCAUGGCCACUGAUGCCAAGAAGGGCCGCAAUCUGUGCUGCACCUGCAGCUGUGGCACCGGACUCCACAUCCUGCUUAUCUCGUUGUUUUGCCUGCCGUUCGUGACUGUCAUCUCGGCGGUAUACUCCUUCUACAUCGGCACCCUGACCUGGUACAAUAUGUUCAACUAUUAUUGCGAGGAGAGGACGUACCUGCACAAGAUCCUGGUGACUCCGCUGCUGUUUGUCGCUUAUCCUUUGGCCAUUGUGCUGUGCACCUUUGGGCUAGGUAUCUACUCGGGAUUGCGGCAACUGAGUCUGCAGUACAGCAGCUGGGUGAACGACAUCACGGACAUUGAGAAGGGGUUCUACGGCUGGUUGUGCGGCUUCCUGCGGAUGCCCGACUGCAGUCCCUACGAGGUGGUCAUCCUCACCGAUAUUUGUGUGGCGCCGCAGGAUCCACAGCGGCUGCACAUCAACAAACCGCGCCAGGAACUGUCCAUGUAGGAUGUCUGGCCUCCGUUUCGUUUCGACCAUAAGUGUGAUAUAAAAAAAACGUAAUUACAUUCGCAGAGAAGUCAGGAAUAAGAUCGACACAUUAAGUUUCCUUUGGCCAAAUUUGUUCCUUUCACAUUGACAUAAUCGUAUGUCUGCAAUCGCAGCUUUAGAGAACCGAAUUACACUAUAUAUUAAAGCGGUUAGAUAUCGCAGCCACAACAUAAUCCAAACCAUAGAAAGCAUAGUGUCUAAGUUACUAGAAAUCUAACACUCGCACAGCGUCUAAAUACACAAGGAAAACUUUAUGGGAGUUCGGAAACCGGAAACCGAAAUAACCUUGCAAAUGUCAGCAAAAAUAAUUGAUCAACAAGUAAUUGUCACAAAUACUUGCUCGAGUUUUACAGAUUUAAGAUUAUUUUUUUCCUAACUUUCAUGAUGAAUUGAACCAUUUAAAUUGGUUAAUAACAAAAUUAUAGUUUUUGUCUAACAAUUAAAAUGGGUAACCAUUUUUAACCCAAUUAAAAGCACAGUAUUUGCAAGGUUAUAAAAUAAACAGUUAACUGUUGUAAUUGGGCACUAGCCUGCAACUUGAAACUUUGCUUUCCUUUCUAACUCAAAGCCAAAUUUAUAUCAAUAUAUGAAAAAUAAUAAUGAACUGGAAUAGCAUUUACAGAUUUAUGCAUUUAUCUUUAAAGUGAACUAAAACCAAAUAAUGCAGCCAACUUAAAUGCGCAGUUGACGUGAUGGAAAGUUUUUCUUAGUUUUAAGCAAACAUUUUUUAUUUCUACGUCAAUAAAAAUCGCAGCAAAGCCACACAAAUAUAUACAUACGUAUAUAAGCAAACGUUUUUAAAAUAGAAAUUCUAUAUGUUAAGAACCCGAAUAUCAAACACUUAUUGAAAUGAAUAUAUUAGCCAGAGAAAUAAAGCCAAUAAAACUAUAUAGCAAACACAAAAAAAAAACUGAUA